Molecule: messenger RNA, 6460 nt
Organism: Chinchilla lanigera (long-tailed chinchilla)
Lineage: Eukaryota; Metazoa; Chordata; Mammalia; Rodentia; Chinchillidae
Gene: Ppl
Product: periplakin
Exons: 22
Coding region: 305-5569 (1754 amino acids)
Biological process (GO): wound healing; intermediate filament cytoskeleton organization
Cellular component (GO): cytoplasm; membrane; intermediate filament
Molecular function (GO): cadherin binding; structural molecule activity
Source: RefSeq, a predicted model, not a curated record
GCCCGGGAGGCCUGUGCGCCCUCGCACGGACAGGGCCUCUGGAGUCCCCUGGCUUCCCACGGGGGCGGUGUCCGGCCCCAGCUUCGCGUCCCCACCCCCUGGGUCCCGUGGGUGCCGCCCUCGCUCGGGUUGCGCUGAAGCCCCGCCUGCGCGAGGAAGGUAGGCGCCACCUUCCCCGGGAGCGGCCGCCAAGCGAGAGGCCGCGCGCUCCGCCCCCCGCAAGUACUGUCCUGCGCCGCGGCAGCCCGCACUCGGGGCUCCCCGUGCUGCCCGCUCGCCAGUGCCCCGCCGCCCGCACCCCGCCAUGAACUCGCUCUUCAGGAGGAGAAACAAGGGCAAAUACAGCCCCACGGUGCAAACCCGCAGCAUUUCCAACAAGGAGCUCUCGGAGCUGAUUGAGCAGCUGCAGAAGAAUGCGGACCAGGUGGAGAGGAACAUCGUGGACACCGAGGCCAAGAUGCAAAGUGACGUGGCCCGGCUGCAGGAGGGCCAGCAGCCUGAGCACCAGGACGUGGCCUUGCAGAAGGUGUCAGACUCCGAGAAGCUGCUGUACAUCCUGGAGGCAGACGCGGCCGUCGCCAAGCACAUGAAGCACCCACAGGGGGACAUGAUUGCAGAGGACAUCCGCCAGCUGAAGGAGCGUGUGGCCAACCUCCGUGGGAAACACAAGCAGGUCUACAGCCUGGUGGCGAAGGAGGUCAGCCCACAGGUCAACUGGGCAGCGCUGGUGGAGGAGAAGCUGGACAAGCUGAGCAGCCAAAGGUUCGGGACAGACCUGCCGCUGGUGGACAGCCAGGUGGAGCAGCACAACAUCUUCCACAAUGAGGUCAAGGCCAUCGGGCCCCACGUGACCAAGAACGGGGACAAGGAGCAGGACAGCGAGCUGCAGGCCAAGUACCAGAAACUGCUGGCAGCAUCCCAGGCCCGACAGCAGCACUUGAGCUCACUGCAGGAUUACAUGCAACGCUGCACCAACGAGCUGUACUGGCUGGACCAGCAGGCCAAGGGCCGCAUGCAGUAUGACUGGAGCGACUGUAACCUUGACUACCCCAGCCGCCGGCGCCAGUACGAGAAUUUCAUCCAUCGGAACCUGGAAGCCAAAGAAGAGAGGAUCAACAAGCUGCACAAUGAGGGUGACCAGCUGCUGGUGGCUGAGCACCCUGGGAGGAACGCCAUUGAGGCACACAUGGAGGCCGUGCAUGCGGACUGGAAGGAGUACCUGAACCUGCUCAUCUGUGAGGAGAGCCACCUGAAGUUCAUGGAGGACUACCACCAGUUCCACAGAGAUGUGAAGGAUGCCCAGGAGUUGCUGCACAAAGUGGACUCGGACCUGAACCAAAAAUACAGCCCUGACUUCAAAGACCGGUACCAGAUAGAGCUGCUGCUGCGGGAACUGGACGACCAGGAGAAGGCACUGGACAAGUACGAGGAUGUGGUGCGGGGGCUGCAGAAGCGCGGGCAGCAGGUGGUGCCACUCAAGUACCGCCGGGAGACGCCCCUCAAGCCCAUUCCUGUGGAGGCGCUCUGUGACUUUGAGGGUGACCAGGGCCCCAUCUCUCGAGGCUACAGCUACACCCUUCAGAAGAACAAUGGGGAGACCUGGGAGCUUACAGACAGCACUGGGAACAAACUGACGGCCCCGGCCGUUUGCUUCAUGAUCCCCCCUACGGACCCUGAGGCCCUGGCUCUGGUGGACAGCCUGGGCAGCCAGUACCGGAGUGUGCGGCAGAAGGCAGCCGGGAGCAAGCGCAUGCUGCAGCAGCGGCACGAGGUGCUGAAGGCAGACAGCCGUGGGGAUGCCUCUGACCUGCAGGGGCGGCAGCUGUUGGCUGGCUUGGACAAGGUGGCCAGCGACCUAGACCGACAGGAGAAGGCCAUCACAGGAAUCCUGCGGCCACCACUGGAGCAGGGCCGGGCCGUGCAGGACAGUGCUGAGCGGGCCAAGGACCUGAAGAACAUCACCAACGAGCUGCUGCGGAUAGAGCCCGAGAAGGUGCGGAGCACAGCCGAGUGCGAGGCCUUUGUCCAGGCCCUCCCGGGCAGCGGCACUGCACCCUUGCUGAGGACCCGGGUGGAGGACACCAACCGGAAAUAUGAGCACCUCACGCAGCUGCUGGAUUUGGCCCAGGAGAAGAUUGAUGUGGCCAACCGACUGGAGAAGAGUCUGCAGCAGGGCCGGGAGCUCCUGGCCUCCCAUGAGAACCGGCUGACCCAGGAUGACACAGUGCCUGAGAACAGCUCUGUCUUGGAUGGCAAGAGGCAGGAGCUAGAGGCCAUGGCUUCUGAGCUGCAGGCCCAGAAGUUCCUCCUGGGUGAGGUAGAACAGAACCUGCAGGCUGCGAAGCAGUGCUCAAACACGUUGGCCAGCCGCUUCCAGGAGCACUGCCCCGACCUGGAGCGCCAGGAAACAGAGGUGCACAAGCUUGGCCAGAGGUUCGACAACCUGCGCCAGCAGCUGGAGCGCAGGGCCCAGAGCCUGCAGAGUGCCAGGGACGCUUAUGAUGAGUACCGCUGUGGCUAUGACCAUAUGCUCCAGUUCCUGUCCAGCAUCCCCAGCUAUGAGCCCCAGGAGACGGACAGCCUCAGCCAGGUGGAGACAAAGCUGAAGAACCAGAAGAAUCUGCUAGAUGAGAUAGCAAACAGGGAACAGGAAGUCCAGAAGGUCUAUGCCAGUUCCCAGCAGUACCAGCAAGCUGUAAAGGACUAUGAGUUAGAAGCAGAGAAACUCAGGUCCCUUCUUGACCUGGAGAAUGGAAGGAACAGCCAUAUGAGCAAGAGAGCCAGACUGCAGUCUCCUGCUGCCAAAGUGAAGGAGGAGGAGGCUGCUCUUGCUGCCAAGUUCACAGAAGUCAAUGCCAUCAACAAACAGAGGCUGCAGAAUCUGGAGUUUGCACUGAAUCUCUUGAGACAGCAGCCAGAAGCAGAAGCGGCCCACGAAACCCUGCAGGGGAGCAAGCUGGGCUCUGGUGUGGACGAGGUGUGGAAGAUCAGGAAGGAACUGGAUGAGGAAAGUGAGCGGAGACAACAGCUGGAGAAUGAGGUCAAAAGCACCCAGGAGGAAAUCUGGACACUGCAGAAUCAGGGGCCUCAGGAGUCACUGGUGAUGAAGGAGGUACGGAAGAAGGUUCCAGACCCUGCUCUAGAGGAGAGCUUCCAGCAGCUACAGCAGACCCUGGCAGAGGAGCAGCACAAGAACCAGCUACUGCAGGAAGAGCUGGAGGCACUGCAGUUACAGCUGCGUGCCCUGGAGCAGGAGACCAGGGACGGUGGGCAGGAGUAUGUGGUCAAGGAGGUCCUGCGCAUCGCUCCUGACAGAACGCAGGCAGAUGAGGUCCUGCAGCUGCGGGAGGAACUGGAGACACUGAGGCGGCAGAAGUGUGCCCGGGAGGCAGAGGUGCUCCUCCUGCAGCAACGCGUGGCGGCCCUGGCUGAAGAAAAGAGCCAGGUGCAGGAGACCGUCACUGAGAAGGAAGUGGUAAAGUUGCAGAACGACCCCCAGCUGGAAGCAGAGUACCGGCAGCUGCAGGAGCAGCAGCAGCGGGAAAGCAUACUCCGGGAUAAGCAAGAGGAGGAGCUGAGCUUCCUGCAGGCCAAGCUCAGGAGGCUGGAGAAGGAGCGGGCUAUGGCUGAGGGUAAGAUCACUGUUAAGGAGGUGCUCAAGGUGGAGAAGGACACAGCCACUGAAAGAGAGGUUAGAGACCUUACCUGCCAGUAUGAGGAUGAAGCUGCCAAGGCCCGCGCCAACCAGCGGGAGAAGAUGGAGCUACUGCAAAAGAUAUGGGCCUUGGAGAACACCAAAGUGGUGGUGCAGGAGAAAGUUCGGGAGAUUGUGCGGCCAGACCCCAAGGCAGAGAGCGAAGUGGCCAACCUCCGUCUGGAGCUGGUAGAGCAGGAGCGGAAGUACAGGGGUGCCGAGGAGCAGCUCAAGAGCUACCAGAGCGAACUGGAGGCCCUCCGGAAGCGGGGCCCACAGGUGGAAGUCAAAGAGGUGACCAAAGAAGUCAUUAAGUACACAACUGACCCCGAGAUCGAGAAGGAGCUCCAGCGGCUCAGGGAGGAAAUUGUGGACAAGACCAGGCUGAUUGAAAGAUGUGAUCUAGAGAUCUACCAGCUGAAGCAAGAAAUCCAGUCCCUGAAAGAUGCCAAGCCACAGGUCCAGACCAGAGAGAUAGUACAGGAGAUCCUCCAGUUCCAUGAAGACCCGCAAACCAAAGAGGAGGUAGAGUCUCUGCGGGCAAAGCUGUCGGAAGAGCAGAAGAAGCAGGUGGACUUGGAGAGGGAGCGGGCAUCCCAGGAAGAGAAGAUCAAUUGCAAGGAGAAGGAGCUCUUGCAGGGGAAGGAGAGAGUAGUGCGCCAGGAGGUGGUGCAGUAUGAGGAAGAGCCUGGCUUACGGGCCGAGGUGAGCUCCUUCACCGACAGCAUUGAUGCAGAGCUGCGGCAGAUCGACAAGCUGCGUGCAGAACUGAGGCGGCUGCAGCGGAGGCGCGGGGAGCUGGAGAGGCAGCUGGAGGAGCUGGAGCGUGAGCGGCAGGCACGCAGAGCAGCUGAGCUGGAGGUGCAGCGUCUGCGGCAGCAGUUGGCUGCCCUGGAGCAUGAAGAGGCUGAGGCUGGUGAGAAGGUGACCCGAAAGCAGAAGGUGGUGCUGCAGCAGGACCCAAACCAGACCAGGGAGCACGCCCUGCUCCGAGCCCAGCUGGAGGAGGAGCAGCACCGGCGGCAACUGUUGGAGGGGGAGCUGGAGCCCUUGCGCAGGAAGCUGGCCACCCUGGAGAAGGCAGAGGUCAAGGAGAAGGUAGUCUUCUCAGAAAGCAUACAGGUAGAGAAGGGUGACACUGAGCAAGAGAUCCAGAAGCUCAAGAAGAGCCUGGAGGAGGAGACCCAGAGCAAGAGGGAGUUGGAUGCUGAGGUGACUAGGCUGGAAGCCAAACUAUCAGAGCUAGAAUUCUAUAACUCCAAAUCCUCCAAGGAACUGGACUUCCUAAGGGAAGAAAACCACAAAUUACAGCUGGAGCGGCAAAACCUGCAGCUGGAGACCCGGAGGCUUCAAUCCGAAAUUGAAAUGGCAGCAACAGAAACACGAGACCUGCAGAACACAACCACCACAGACUCUGGGGCUAACCUCGACUCCAGACUGUGGUCUCUGGAGAGAGAACUAGAUGAUCUCAAGAGGCUGUCCAGGGAUAAAGACCUUGAGAUCGAUGAGCUGCAGAAGCGCCUGGGCUCCGUGGCCAUCAAGAGAGAGCAAAGGGAGAAUCACCUUCGGCGCUCCAUUGUGGUCAUUGACCCUGACACAGGCCGUGAGCUGUCCCCAGAGGAGGCCCACCGGGCUGGGCUCAUCGACUGGAACAUGUUCGUGAAACUCAGAAGCCAAGAGUGCGACUGGGAGGAGAUAUCUGUGAAGGGUCCCAAUGGGGAGUCCUCGGUGAUACAUGACAGGAAGUCUGGCAAGAAGUUCUCUAUCGAGGAAGCCCUGCAGAAUGGCAGACUCACCCCUGCUCAGUAUGACUGCUACGUCAACAAGGAUAUGUCCAUUCAGGAGCUGGCUGUCUUGGUAUCUGGGCAGAAAUAGGCCCAGCCUUUCUACCCAUCCCUUCUUAGAAGUAGAUGGCUGGCUUGCUCCUACCCAGCAACCUCCUGGGUAUCUUUUUCUCCCUGGCCCUUGUGUAGGCUCCUAGUCUGUGCUGUUUUAUCCAUGCCCUCUGUAUCAGACUGCUCAGAUUACAGCUCUUGUGUGAGUGGGAGGGGCACUGGUUGAAAACAGGGAACUCUUCUCUUGGCCACCUUUCAACCUGGGUGAGUGACCCACUCAACCGCCAAUGAUUUGACAACCACGAUACCCUUGUCUCCCUUUCCUGUACACUCCCAUCAAGACUCAUCUGAUGCCUGGAAAUAAUCUGAAAACUACUCAAGCACAAGAGGACCAUGGCAUAUAUGCCCACUCAGGGCCUACCAGAUGGUAAACUAUAAGCCAGAAGGCCUCCUUUCCACUCACAUCUCACCAAGGAGGGGGCUAUAGGGGCUGUCAACCUGUGUUCACAACCUUCCAGCUUUUCUACCUGGUAACCAACUUUCCAUCGGAAAGCCCUCUUCAGUAGUAACUGCCUGAAACAGAACCGGAGUGACUGUACACACACGGCACACAGAACCCAGAACAAUGCCUGGUUGGUGCUAGAGUGGCUGUUACCUGUUGGCCAACCUGUCCCAGGAAGCUAUGCUGCACAGAACUGUUUCCUGGUUCUGAGAUUAACUGAUCUUUGUAGUGGAUGUUGCUAUUAGCCUUAGUUUCAGUGCCUUACACAUCUUAUCAUCUCACUGGUAUUUAGGUAUACAAAACAGUUGAUUAUUCAAAAAUGCAUUUCUGGUUUUCUGUAUCUCAUGUAUUAUAUAAGAAAGUAGUAAGUAAUAGGGAAUUUUAUUUAUAGCAUGAAAAUAAAAACCUGGUGGCUUGAUUCUAAUUUCA